Messenger RNA from Prosopis cineraria, 1445 nucleotides. RefSeq names its product polygalacturonase-like. The record is from RefSeq and is a predicted model, not a curated record. Gene Ontology annotation, biological process: carbohydrate metabolic process. Gene Ontology annotation, molecular function: polygalacturonase activity. Lineage: Eukaryota; Viridiplantae; Streptophyta; Magnoliopsida; Fabales; Fabaceae. The transcript is spliced from 4 exons. The coding region runs from base 41 to 1222 and encodes 393 amino acids.
AGGAAAUAGGAGAAGUUAUAACACAAGGGAAACGAUCACAAUGAAUAUGAAAUUGAGCAUUACCAUAUGUUCCUUGUCCUUAUUUCUGGGUUUCGCCAUUAUAGCUCAAGCAAAAGACUUCGAUAUCGCUAGCUACGGUGGAAACCCUAACGGGGAUAUAACUGAUGCUCUCACAAAAGCAUGGACUGAUGCAUGUGCAGCCACUGAGGCUAGUAGAGUAUUGGUUGGUUCAGGAACUUACAAUUUGAAUGCCCUUGAUAUCAAAGGACCAUGCCAGGCUCCUUCUAUUGAGAUACAAGUUGAUGGUGUAAUUCAAGCACCAGCAGAUCCAUCUGCACUAAAUGGGGCAAGCCAAUGGAUUAAAAUAGGAUAUGUGAAUGCCUUCACAUUAUCUGGCACAGGAACUUUUGAUGGCCAAGGCGCAGCUGCAUGGAAAUCAAAUGAUUGUGCACUAAACCCGAAGUGCAACUGGCCUACCAUGAACUUUGGAUUCAACUUCAUCAACAAUUCUUAUAUCAGAGGCGUAACUUCAAAAGAUAGCAAAAACUUCCAUGUCAAUGUUCUUUCAUGCAACAAUAUCAACUUUGACGGGUUUAACAUCAGUGCACCUGGAGAUAGCCCAAACACUGAUGGAAUCCACAUUGGAAGAUCAAAUGGAGUGAGUGUUGCAAACACCAAUAUCGCUACUGGAGACGAUUGUGUCUCAUUAGGCGAUGGUAACCAAAACGUAACCGUGUUAAAUGUGACUUGUGGACCUGGUCACGGCAUUAGUGUUGGAAGCCUUGGAAGAUAUAAUAAUGAACAACCUGUUUCAAAUGUCAAUGUCAAAAAUUGCACAAUAUCUAACACGAUGAAUGGUGUAAGGAUCAAGACAUGGCCUGGCACUCCAGGAGCUAUUACUAUCACUGAUAUGCAUUUUGAAGAUAUUAUCAUGAACAAUGUCCAAAACCCAGUUAUGAUAGACCAGGAAUAUUGCCCAUCAAAUCAAUGCGACAAAUCGACUCCAUCAAAGAUAAAGAUAAGCAAUGUGACUUUCACGAACAUCAGCGGCACAUCUCAAUCUCAAGAUGGAGUAGUUCUCAUCUGUAGUAGUGGUGUACCAUGUGACAACGUUCAACUUAAUAACAUUAAUCUCACAUUUAACGGAGCUGCAGUAACUGCAAAAUGUUCCAAUGUUAAACCAACAAUCACAGGAACGGCACCAGCUUGUGCAGCAGCUUAAGAAUUGAACGGUGUCAUAAACGCUUUGAUCCAUUUUUGUUGUUUCUCCUUUUGUUUUCUUCUUGAGAUUACAUAAGUCAUUCCCUUACAAAAGGUGGAUGGUAGCUAGUUUUUACCCUCUUGCGUUUGAAUAAGAGAUCCUGUAUCAUACACGUAAUGGUGUCUUUAUAUAGCAUUAAGUUGUCAUCUUCAUUUAACCAUAUAAUGGAGAUUUACUUUAUAUA